UCGGCUGCAUCUCCCCGAGGGGCUCGUCCUGCACUUUGCACUAACGACCAGCCACACUCCGGCCUUGACGAUGGGAACAGCCAUCGAGGAGAGGAAGGAGGAGAAGGAUUGAACCGCCAACGAGGCUGACUGGGGACGGCACUCUUUGAGAAAGGAAGAAGCAACUUCCUGGUGUUUACACGGACCGUCUCAUCUCUCUUGCCCGUCUGCGCUGCGGCCGCUGGACCCCCCCACAGGCCGGCCUUUGGGGAAGGGAAGGGCCGAGGGAGAACCUUUGUAACACACUCGUCCCGGGCGAACGCGUCUGUCUCGUCUUUUGUGCUGUAUAUCUGAGUAGUGCUAGCAAACCGUUUUGAAUGCACCUUUUUUGUGUGCUGGGGGUCGUUUAUUUCAAAACAGAAUCUGCAUUUCUUCCUCUCUUUUUGGUUUAAGAUGUCUUUGUUUCAAAAGGCUGCCUUCCCUUGUUGAAGAAGAGGGGGAAGUGGGAUGAUUGGCCUUUCCAGGGCAUCAUGUGCAGGGGGGAGGCGCCUUUCCCUACCCUACGAAUGUCCCAGGAAGGGGAAGAGGGAAAGCAUGAAAAGUAAACACCCAUAAAGAGGGUGUGUUGGGGUUUUUUUUUACGUCAAAGCUGGCUUUGACGUCAAAGAAACGGGGCUCUGAAUCAUUGCGCUUCCUGGCGUGCAACUUCCCCUUCCAUGCUUCCUUUUCAAGACUCAUUUGGGGAAGAAAGGAGUUUUUUUGUUUCCUGCUGAGUUGGUUUUGCAGCAGUUUUUUCCUGCCUGCCUGUCGUUAAUUUGGGGCAUCUGGAGGCACAGAGCCAUGGAGGAUCGUGGCCAAACCAUCACAAGUCUUGUUCUGGACCCUGUGCUCAGUGCUUUGGCAAACGGGACCAAGAGCGGGCGCUCUCGUUCUCCUUCCGCCAUGUCCGAGACGGACGACAGCGACGAGGCCUGUUGGAGCAGCCUGGAGAACUUCCGUGUGAAGCUGAUCUCCGUGAUCGACCCUUCCCGCAUCACGCCUUACCUCCGGCAGUGCAAAGUCAUCAACCACGACGACGAGGAGCAAAUCCUCAACGACCCCAGCCUGGUGAUCCGGAAAAGGAAAACAGGCGUCCUCCUGGAUAUUCUCCAAAGGACAGGCCAGAAGGGUUUUGUGGCGUUCCUGGAGAGCCUUGAGCUAUACUACCCUCACCUCUACAAGAAAGUCACCGGCAAGGAGCCCACCCGCGUCUUCUCUAUGAUUAUUGACACUGCCGGGGAGUCCAGCCUGACGGGGCUGCUCAUGAGCGAGAUCUCGAAGCUCCAGGGCGCCAUCCGCGAGGAGAGGCAGAAGGUCCUGGAGCUGAACCUGAUGCUCCGCGCCAAGGAAGACCUCCUCCGGGAGACGCGGGUGAAGGACAGCGUCCUGCGCAAGCACCAGGAGAGGGCGCAGAAGAUGAAGGAAGAGCGGGACGCCCUCGGCCGGGAGCUGAAGGCCUGCAAGGACGAGAAUUACCAGCUGGCCAUGAGCUACGCCAAGCAGAGCGAGGAGAAGAACGCCGCCCUGAUGAGGAACCGGGAUCUGCAGCUUGAGAUCGACUGCCUGAAGCACCGCCUGGCGAAGGCCGAGGACGACUGCAAGCUGGAGCGGAAGCACACGCUGAAGCUGAAGCACGCCAUGGAGCAGCGGCCCAGCCACGAGGCGGUGUGGGAGAUCCAGCGGGAGAAGGAUUUGCUCUUGGCCAAGAACAAGGCACUUGAAAAUACCCUGCAGGUCACCCAGAAACGCAGCUAUGAGAAGGAGGGCAUCUCCCUCCAGCCCCUCGAGGAGGAGCGCGCACGGAUGGCGCGGGAGCAUCAGCAGCUGCUCAACGCCCUCUACGACACACGCCAGGCGCUCCGGCGGACGGAAGAGGCGCGGGACAAAGUGGCAGAGGAGAAAGAGCUGCUGGACCUGAGGUGCGCCUCUCUCCAGAAGGACAAUCAGAUCUACCAGGACCGGAUGGAGGCCAUCUUGAGGCAGAUGGAAGAGGUGGCUGCGGAAAGAGACCAGGCCCUCCUGACUCAAGAGGGUUUCCACAAGCAGUACGCCCAGAGUCUGCUGGACAAGGACCGCUGCCGGAGGCACAUCCGGGGACUC
This is a messenger RNA of Pogona vitticeps (central bearded dragon), 2118 nucleotides long. The record is from RefSeq and is a predicted model, not a curated record. Lineage: Eukaryota; Metazoa; Chordata; Lepidosauria; Squamata; Agamidae.